Oncorhynchus nerka (sockeye salmon) is the source of this 1653-nucleotide messenger RNA. Its product is annotated as adenosine kinase-like. Gene Ontology annotation, biological process: purine nucleobase metabolic process; purine ribonucleoside salvage. The transcript is spliced from 11 exons. The record is from RefSeq and is a predicted model, not a curated record. Gene Ontology annotation, cellular component: nucleus; cytosol. Gene Ontology annotation, molecular function: adenosine kinase activity. Lineage: Eukaryota; Metazoa; Chordata; Actinopteri; Salmoniformes; Salmonidae. The coding region runs from base 78 to 1232 and encodes 384 amino acids.
UCCGCUAUCUGCCUCUUGAUUAAUAUCCACGAUAGCUUUCUUGACUCGAGGAGGUUGCAGCGUGUUCCUUCAGAACCAUGGCGUCAGGCGAACCAAGAGCGAAGAAACUCCGACUGUCAGAUGAGAAAAAGGAGAAGAAAACCCCAGAAAAGAAGACCCCAGAGAAAACUCCAGAGAGUUCAAGGAAAGCCCCGACCAAACUGGGCCCUAAUUCUCUGUUCGGGAUGGGGAACCCCCUGCUGGACAUCUCAGCCGUCGUGGACAAGGACUUCCUGGAGAAGUACGGUCUGAAGCCCAACGACCAGAUCCUGGCCGAGGACAAGCAUAAAGCAUUGUUUGAAGAGAUUGUCAAAAAGUUUAAAGUAGAGUACCAUGCCGGAGGAGCUACACAGAACUCUAUAAAAAUCGCCCAGUGGAUGAUCCAGGAUCCCCACAAGGUGUGUACGUUCUUCGGCUGUAUCGGAGAGGAUAAGUUUGGGGAGAUUCUGAAGCAGAAGGCAGACGAGGCCCACGUGGACGCCUACUACUAUGAGCAGACAGAGGAGCCUACAGGGACCUGCGCCGCAUGCAUCACCGGAGACAACAGGUCCCUGGUAGCUAACCUAGCGGCAGCUAACUGUUAUAAGAAGGACAAACAUCUGGACUUGAAGGAGAACUGGAAACUGGUGGAAAAAGCCAAAGUUUACUAUAUCGCUGGUUUCUUCCUGACGGUGUCUCUGGAGUCCAUACUGAAAGUGGCCAAACAUGCUUCUGAGAACAACAAGCUGUUCACUCUGAACCUCUCCGCUCCCUUCAUCUCUCAGUUCUUCAAAGAUGCCCUCAUGGAGGUCAUGCCCUAUGUGGACGUGCUGUUCGGCAACGAGACGGAGGCGGCCACGUUUUCAAAAGAGCAAGGCUUUCAGACUGAGGACAUCGAGGAGAUUGCUAAGAAGGCAGAGGCUCUGCCCAAAGUCAACAAGAAGAGACCGAGAAUCGUUGUCUUUACUCAGGGGAAGGACGGAACCAUCAUGACCAAAGGAGGUGACAAGGUGGAGACGUUCCCAGUCCUGAAGAUUGACCAGAAGGACAUUGUGGACACAAAUGGAGCCGGAGAUGCCUUUGUAGGAGGAUUCCUGUCAGAGUUGGUCCAGGACAAGGAGUUGGAACAGUGUGUGAAAGCAGGACACUACGCUGCCAACGUCAUCAUCAGACGAGCAGGAUGCACCUUCCCCGAAAAACCAGACUUCCACUGAUGACCUGUAACCUUAAUUGCUGACCUCUUACCCCUACCCCUAACCCAUCCACCCUUACCUUCCAACUGAAUGAAACCAGGUCCCCCCUGUCCUUUUUUUUCUUUCAAAUCCAUGCCUUCAUCCAAUCCAUCCAUAUAUCUGUCAUUGCUUUCAUCCCUUCUUCCCUUGUCUUUCUGCAACCAGACUUCUGUGCCUAUUCUUCUUGUCCUACGCUAGAGGAUGCUCUCGGGCCACACUGCCUGAUACAGCAGUAUCUGUUUAUACUGAUGUUCAACUGCCCUCCCUAAGAACUGCUGAAGUCUACUGCCCUCUGUAAACACAGUUAGACCUUAGGUACCAACGUAAUACUGCCGAUUCACAGUUAACUAUCAGCCUCUCAAUAAACUGUCAUGUUUACACACACUGCAGGAUGCUGCUGGAA